AUGGGGGGUGAGCCGUCACGGCGACGUGAACCCGCGACGCAUCCAAAUCCGCCUGAGCGCGCCUUACAGCCUCAGCAACCAGCCCCGGAAGGCGCUGUAACGCGCGGUCGACUGAGGCACCAACGCCUCGCCCUGGACCACCCCCACCCUGCCCCCCGCGACGGCCCCGUCGCCCACCAGAGCCAGCGGACUGGGGUCGCGAAGGACUCGGCGGCCGGCGCGCCGCCUCCCAUCGGCGGUCAGGAGAGGAUUGCCCGCCCCGGCCCCGGCGUGCAGGCGAGCGACGAGGCAACCGACCCACCGGAGAACGCGGACGUGGCGCACGACGCUCCGGAGUACGCUGACCAGGAGCGUGACGUUGAGGAGAGGGAUGCUGCGGGGAACGCCACUCGGGAGAUCGCCGGCGUUCCGCGCGAUGAGGAGGAGCAGGGGAUCGCCGAUCGCCCCGACGAGGAGAACCGCGCUGAGGCGCGGGACGAACCGGCGAUCGCCCACGCUCUGGUCGGUCCACGGUGCCCAGCUCAGCGGCGACAAAGCGAGCCGGUGCCCGCGACCCCUCAGGCGACACAGGGCGAGGGGAUCGACGGAGCGGAAGAGACAGCCCGCGCGCAAGGCAUCGAGCGGGCUCACUCGCAGCAGGACGAUGACGCGCAGCAACGGGCUGAGGAGCCGCCACGGGUGCAGCGUCUAAGCCAGGCCGGGCACUCUCCGCGGUCCCCUCUCUCAAGGCGCCGUGAUCCGCGGUCGGCUCCAUUACCGUGGAGGCGUGAGCAGAGGACGCCAGCGGGGCAACGCCCAGAUGAUGCAGAUGAAGAUACUACGCCGCAGCAGAGGCAAACGCCCGCCUCUGCAGCAACACCAACGCCUCUGCAGCAACACCGCCCGAUACCACUGCUGCCGACGCCAGCGCGCCGUCAAGGAGUGAGCGACGCCGAUCCUCCAACAAGGCGCUCGGGGGCGGGAAGAGGAAGAGAAACACGGGGAAUUCGUGUGGGACGAGGCAACAGCCGCCGCGGACGUGGGCGCGGCGCCACGACUCAGAGAAGAGGCGCAAGUAGCUUCGCUAGAGCAGCACAGCGGGUCCUGCGGCAGAGAGCUAGGGAGGGAGGGGAGACACUUGGUGACAAUUCUGGGAAUGGCUCAUCGGGUGACCCCCCCUUUAUCCCCGAAAGGGAGGGGAGUUCGAGCCCCUCGACAGAGGAAGACGAGGUUGACCCAGCCCAAGGAGUGGGUGAAAUUCCAACUGGAGGUCGAACCGCAUCUGCAAUUCGAACCCCUCGAAAUCGGGCCGCGAGGGGAAACCGAGCCGCCACCAACACUGGGGUUACCACCACCCCUGACAACGCGGCACCAAUCAUCAGCGCUGACGAUCUGGCGGGCCGGCAGGACCUCUUCGCGGACAUCGCCAACUGGGACCUCUGCCCACUGCGCGACAGCAGACAGCCACCCCUCGCCCGCCACCCACCCCGCCCACUGCGCGAAUCCUUCGCAAUCUGUCUGCUGACCCCACUACUUCACCUGGCGAAAAAUCCUGACUUGUCACCUGGUUGGAAGCUGCUGAUGUUUCUCCCGCGUAUCCUGCUGCUCUCCUCGUCAGCCCGCAAACCUGACUGGAAGACCAUGGCCGACAGACUGACGAGAUUUCGCCAAGGCCUAUGGCGGGACCUGUAUGACGAGGCAGCGGACGCAGUCACCAACAACCCCCAACCACGCCACGUACCCGACACCACGGGCAAGCUGGCGAGGGCCGAGGGGUUGGCCAAAAGAGGAAACCUGGCAAAAUCUCUCCAAUCCCUGACUGCCACGCCCGUCUGCACGCCGAGCGCUGAAGUCCUUAGUGCACUCACAGCCAGGCAUCCAGAGGCCACCCUGGCCAUACCGGACUGGGUGCACGACUUCGCCUCUGAGACUGUACCUUCAAUCACAGCCCGCGAGGCGGCGAACUGCACGGAGGCCUUCACUCACCUCACAGAGGCCCUCCUCAGCCACGGCUUGGCUCACAACCCGGCGAAGUGCGAAGCGUGGUCCGCCACCACCUUGGAUCCUGCCGCCCUACCCCUAGGCGUCUCAAUCCCCCUGGACGGUGUCCGCGUCCUAGGCAGCCCCAUUGGGCCGCCCACUGGCUGUGCUGCUCGUGUGCGCGAACGCCUUUCUGCAGCAGCCGAACCGCUACCACUCCUCUCACAGAUGGACCCGCAACUAUGCCUGCUACUACUCACCCGCUGCGUGAGUCGCCGCGCCUCGUUCCUGGUCAGAGCCACGCCGCUCGAGGCCCUGCCGUUGGGGGACUGGUCCGCCUGGGGGGAAGACCUGCUCCACACCUACCUGGCUGCUGCACACACAACGAUCCCCAGGGACCGGGCUGAGAGGGAUAGAAUCUGGCAGCAGGCCGCCCUGCCCGCGUCUCUGGGAGGCCUCGGCAUCACAAACCCUGCAGUGGAGGGGGGAUUCGCUUACCUGGCAUCGGUGGUUUCUGCCGCCCACCUGUUGCGCUCUUUCGGCGAUUCAGCAAACCCGGCCCUCACAGGACUCCUAUCGCUGAUGGAUGCUGACGGGGAGUCCACUUCGCUCCUCCCGAGACGCCUAGCUGCCUUGGAAGCUGAGCUGCCGCCUGACGGGAUUGAGGCUCUCCAAGAACCGCAGCAUGGGGAGGUGGCGGCGAUGGCGAGGUCAGCAGCCCUCACGGAAUCGGCACCUCUCGACCGCCAACAAAGAGCCGAGGAAACGCACCCGCGGUCAGACCUGCAUGAGGUUGGGUGUGAGUGCGGGGGGGAGGAGACAGAGGGACGGGGGACAUUGGGGGAAGUGGCUGCUGCUGCAGCGGCGCAGGGAACCAUCGGCGCCGUGGCGAUUGAGACAGCGAGGGCGGCAGGGACUGGUGAUGCAGAUGCGGAGGUGACUGGGGCUGCGGAGGCGGCGGGAACUGAGGCUGCGGUGCUAGCGGAGGCUGCUCGUGUGGUGCCUGAGGCCGCCGCUGCCGCUGUGAGCGUGGCGGCGGGUUCGGUGGAGGACCAUGUCCUUGCUGGCGAGACUGCCGCUGCCUCUGGCGACGGCUCAUUCUCACCCUCUGCCACUCCCCAGACUGCACCACUGUCGCCUGAGGAGGGGGAGCCGUUGGCGGAACAGGGACAGCUGGGGGAGGCGGGACUGGCUGCGUCCCCGGCACCGGUGGCGGCGUCUGUGAUUGCUGAGGUCGUGUCGGCCGCGGUGGGAAGGCGGGAUGGAGAGCCGAACGGUGAGGAAGCAGCGGUUGCCGCUGCGUCCACCGGAACGCCUGCUGCUGACGGGGGCGCAGACACGCAGGGGCACGGCCAAGUGGCGGGCGGUAGACGGGGUCGCGGGAAGGGCGUCGCGGCUCCCGCCGUCCGCGGGAAGACCGGGAAGCGACCCCGGGCCCAGCCAGCGCCGAGGCGGCCCGGAGCAGGGUUGGGACCUGGACCCCCGGGACCCCUCCUGGGCUGGCUUCUACAAGGGCAGCCGCCACAAGGGCCAGAGCGUCAGUCAUCAUCGCGAGGAGAGGCGUCAGCACCACCGCCCACGGAGCAGGAACAGCCACCGGCGGAUGCGACGGAGCCGCAGCCGAGCCAGACUGAAGUAACGGCACCGAUGCCAGCUAGACCGGCGAUGGCGGGCGGAUCUGACGCAGCGACAGUGGCCGCGCAAGGAUCGAGACGAUCCGCCCGACUUGGUCAGAUAUCCUGGGGACCGCCGCGCGGCGGCCGUACUCCCUGGAUGCCGGCGGGACGUGGAGGUGCGAGCGUGCCUGGUAACGCAGGUGGCGGCGUGACGGCAACCGUGGGCGGAGCAGCACGGGGACGACGAGGGGGGAUGCGCGGAGGCCUCAGAGGGGGAAGGGGGGGGCGUAACCCGCUAGGCAGAACGGAUAUUCCUGUGAGAUCCGGCCCUUGGCGGGAACGUCACAACCGACCCGAACCUGUGGCUGUGGAUGCACCAGCGAAUGAGGAACAGGAGGGUUUGGAAAAUAACGCGGCGGACCCAGAGUUUAUCGGGGAGGAGGAGGCUGAAUCUGAAGAAAUCUCGCUGGAUGAGGAGCCAGCUUCUGGGAGGAAUAACGAGGCCAGGAGAGGGAGAGAGGCGGCUGCUCCAACCACACAGAUUCCAGACAAGGCAGGAGAAGCUGCCACGGAUGACACGGAUGUCCCGUCACCAUCAGACCUGGCAGACACGGAUGGGGUUUGGCAGAUGGCAGGGGAAUGGAACGUGGACCUCCUCCAGAGAGGAGACCAACCGUGGCUGGACGAUUCUGCACUUCCUCCCGAGGCUCACCCUCAGACCAGCACCGGAACCAGUCACUGGUAG
Messenger RNA from Closterium sp. Naga37s-1, 4320 nucleotides. NCBI's taxonomy places the organism in Eukaryota, Viridiplantae, Streptophyta, Zygnematophyceae, Desmidiales, Closteriaceae. The record is from the annotation of a GenBank genome assembly.